Malassezia globosa CBS 7966 is the source of this 753-nucleotide messenger RNA. RefSeq lists its product as uncharacterized. Lineage: Eukaryota; Fungi; Basidiomycota; Malasseziomycetes; Malasseziales; Malasseziaceae. The transcript has a single exon. Bases 1 to 753 code for a protein of 250 amino acids. The record is from RefSeq and is a predicted model, not a curated record. Gene Ontology annotation, biological process: proteasomal protein catabolic process; ubiquitin-dependent protein catabolic process. Gene Ontology annotation, cellular component: proteasome core complex, alpha-subunit complex; proteasome core complex.
AUGAGUGCAGGAGCUGGAGAGGGCGCUUAUAGCUUCUCCUUGACGACAUUCUCGCCGAGCGGCAAGCUUGUGCAGAUUGAACAUGCGCUUGCAGCAGUAGGACAAGGCACUACGAGUCUCGGGAUCAAGGCGUCGAACGCCGUCGUGAUCGCGACGGAAAAGCGACCGCCAUCGCCCCUAGUCGACGACUCCGCUAUUGAAAAGGUUGCACUCGUAUGUCCGAACAUUGGUAUUGUAUAUUCGGGCAUGGGCCCCGAUUUCCGCAUUUUGCUUGCUCGCACCCGCAAGAUCGCUCAGUCGUACUGGAAGAUCUUCGGUGAAUACCCCACAACCAAAGUGCUAGUGCAAGAGAUCGCCACAGUGAUGCAGGAUGCGACACAGAGUGGUGGUGUGCGACCUUUUGGCGUAUCGCUCCUCGUCGCUGGCUUCGAUGCCGUGCGUGGCCCCUCGUUGUACCAAGUGGAUCCCAGUGGCAGCUACUUUAUGUGGAAGGCCACUGCUAUGGGCAAGAAUAUGACCAAUGCAAAAACGUUCCUGGAAAAGCGGUAUAGUGAUGACAUCUCGUUGGAAGAUGCGAUUCACACAGCAAUUCUCACGUUGAAAGAAGGCUUCGAGGGCCAAAUGACUGAGAAAACCAUCGAGAUUGGCAUCAUUGGACAUGCCACCAGAGCCACAGUCGGUGCGGGCACAGAACUUGUCCCAGUCUUCCGACGCCUCUCAGAACAAGAAGUCAAGGACUACUUGGCUUUGUAA